GCAGUCAAUUCACGCUCAGAGCAUCGCUUCACAUAUCUCUUACAAGUGAUGCCUCUGCUGUCAGAUUAGUGGGAACUCAGCUGGGGCUUGGAAUUGCAAAGCUGCGAUUAGUGAAGACAGCUUUAGUGUUGCCACAGUGUUUGGGAGAGCUUUCUCUCUUAGUCCGACCCGUUCAUCCUGUUCUGACAAUGGUAUCUCGGGGUCCUUUUUAUCAGCGCCCACUACCCGUAAUCCUUCUGAGAUUUCUCUGCCUUCUUCCAACAGGACUGCCGGUUAGAAGCGUGAACUUCUCCAGGGAGUCGGACAACAUCACCAUCAGGCAGGGAGACACGGCUAUCCUCAGGUGCUAUGUUGAUGACAGAAUCUCAAAGGUUGCUUGGCUGAACCGAUCUAAUAUCAUUUUUGCUGGAAAUGACAAAUGGUCCCUGGACCCUCGAGUCACUCUGUUGACCAGCGCUCGCUUAGAGUAUAGCCUUCAGAUUCAACAGGUGGAUAUAUCUGAUGAAGGUCCUUAUACAUGUUCAGUACAGACCCAGCACCAUCCUAAGACCUAUCAAGUGCAUUUGAUAGUGCAAGUUCCACCAAAGAUCUACAACAUCUCAUCUAACAUUACAGUGAAUGAAGGUAGCAAUGUGACUCUUGUGUGCUUGGCUAAUGGAAGACCAGAACCUGUCAUAAAUUGGAGACACAUUUCUCCUUCAGCCAGGGAAUUUGAAGAGGAAGAGGAAUACCUGGAAAUCUUCAUGAUCAGCAAGUACCAAGCCGGCAUUUACCAGUGCAAAGCUGCCAAUGAGGUUUCCUCUGCUGAUGAGAAGAAAGUCCAUAUCACUGUUAACUAUGCUCCCACUAUUAAGUAUGCUCAGAGUGCAGAUGUUGCAGUGGGCCGUACUGGGAUGCUGCACUGUGAGGUUUCGGCUGUGCCACCAGCAGACUUUGAGUGGUACAAGGAAGAUAAGCGGAUAUAUAACAGCUCGCAAGGCAUCCAGAUCCAGAACUUGGACAGUCGCUCCAGUCUCAUUGUCACUAAUGCCACUGAGGAUCACUAUGGCAACUACACAUGUGUGGCAGGCAACAAGCUGGGGAUCGCCAAUGCAAGCAUAUUUCUAUACAAAAGUAUCCUGCCAACUAUUCCAAACCCUAUUCAAGAGCAAAUAGAAACCACUGUGCAUUCAAAAAAAAGAGGGCCAGGUUCCAUGCGAGACUCAGGCACUGGAUUAGCAGGCGUCACCAUAUCACUGUGGCUGCUAGCAGCAACUCUAGUCUGUCUAAUUUACAAGUGUUAAUAUUAUGAAAACUGACCGCAAGAAAAGAGGAGACUAUUUGUAUUUCAACACAGUGCAUUCUACUGCACAGAAAAAAUAUUGCUAGAAAAGCUUUUAGAAUAGAAACAAAAGGUCGAGGGUGUAUUAGGUACAAAAUGAUCAACAUUUGCUCAUGAAUUUCAAAUAUUGUGUAAAAAGAAAUUCUUUCUCCUGUCAUAUUUGCUAAUGUUUACAUUCUCGCAGGUCUAACCCUUUGUUUUGGGUCUGAAUGAUGACAUUUAAGCAACACAAAGCAGAACCCUGUAUUUGUUAGUGCCAAGUGAUCCAUUCACCAUAUAGAAAUUAUCAUUCACUGAGGUAAUAUUGAGGGUGAUGAAUGACAUGGGAACUCAGUGUUAAAUGUAUUGAUUAUAAAUCACCCACAAUAUUUAGGCACAGGCAUUAAUGCACAACAGCCUGGAUCAAAGGGUAAAUUCUUGAUGAAUUUAAUCAAUUUGCUCAAAAUCAAUGUGAAUUGGAUGAUACCGUCUUCUUCAAUAAACUAGUUCAGAAAAAAAUUGUAAAGCUUCAAAAUACUUUCUUUUAUCUUAUUAAUCACACUGAAAAUGCCAUUAUCAAUAUAUCUAUCCUGUAGCAAAUACUAAUAUGUUCUGAUCAGAUCACAAAUGUAUCUGAACAUUACUCUCUAACUUAAUGAUAGUCUGUCUAAAUUCAUAAACAGGCUAAAAUAUUGGGGAAAAAAUAAAACUUUUUAAAAUCUUCUGAUUUCCAUUUAUCGCAAGUACAUCAUCCAAUUGGUCUUUUUCUCCCCGCCAAGGAUCUCUAAAGGAAUUAGCUGAUCUGGCCUGUUAUACUGUUCUAGUUAAAUUAAAGAGAUGAUUGACAGCAAAGUGCAAGAUAUAUUAGACUGCAGUGAUUUUUGAUAAUGGUCACUCCAGAAGAUUACAAAGCGCAUGGCCUGGGUCAUUUUUAAAUGUUUUGUUCCACAAUGCUCUCUUGUUAUAUGUUGUACUGACAAUGGGCAUUUCUUGUUUACUUAUUAAAAAUGUUCCAUUAUUUGACAGUUAAAGAUUUCCCCUGUAAAAUCUUUACUUUUAAGAAUCUGUUCUUACUGAUGAACUGGUCAAGUCCUUCAAAUAUAUAGGGUUCUAACAUGAGGAUCCUCUCUGAAAACCAUAGUUUUCAUGAGAGAAUGCAGAAGCAUUAAAUCAGAUUUGAAUGGGUAUUAUAUGAGCAUUAGGCUUGAACUUUGUGCAUCGAGGGAGUGAUAUGUCAUUGGUCAUAAACAAUUGCUCAUUAAGCUAUUGGUGUGCCAUACUAAUUUAAAAUAUAAUAUCUGAGAUGCUAUACAUCAUAACUAACACUCCAGACUUUCUAAUAACCACUGCAGCCUCUGGCACAAGUGAGUCAUGUUGCUUCAACUUCACACACUUAAGACAAGUUCCCAGAAUAAAGUUAAGCGGCACCAGUUCUCGGGGUCAUGAUAGUUGUUCAUCUUAUAAGAAUUGUAAAGCAAGUUUGCAUUUCAGGCACUAAAAUGUAUUCCUCAUUUCUGUUGGUGUAUAUAUGAGGCCAGUGCCCAUAAAUGGAUUUACAUUUGUUGCUAGCUUUAGACUAUGCUAAAAAUCCUUGUGACAGUUAAGUGCUGUGUACAUACGGAAGAGAGAGCCUGGGAACAGGAGGAGGACUUUGGUCCACUUUAUCAAGCUCUAACUGAUUUUUCAGUUAACAAUGGUCCUAUAACAUGCUGUGGUGCACUGUUACUUUUUUUUUGCAUUUAUCUUAUUGAUAUUCAACAUUGCAAUUCUAUAGAUGGAUGUUUCUGAAGUAAAAGCUGAAUGAAAUUAUGGUAUACAUUGCAAGUGCAAAAGCAAUUAUUUACUGUGUUCAACAGAAGCAGUUUUUACUGGAAUAAUAAGGUGGUUUGGAAAAGAAUAGAUUAACUUUCUUGAAAUAAGAUGAAUAUUAUGUACCAUGGUGAUCACAUACAAUCUGUAUUAACAAAGUUUGGAUCAAUAACCUAUGGCUGUAGCACCAUAAUAAAUCUAUUUAAGAAGGAGCACUCCAAAUAGGAGUCACCACCUACAACAAGCAACAGAUUUACAUUUCUCACACAGCUCAAUUUGUUAUUAUGAAGCAGAUUUAUGUCACAAUGAAAAAUGGGAAAAGCAUUUUGAAACAUUUUUUUCUUUAUUGAUUGCCCAAAACUGGAUGCAAAUAACUUAUAUGGUAUAACUGUACAAAAAAAAGCUUUAAAAAAAUUAAAAUGGUGUGUGGCUUUAAUUUGAGUUCUACAGUUUGAUUUAAUUCCAACGUGUUUCCUGCUUUUAAUGCUGUGGUAGUCAGCUAAAUCUAAUAUUUUGCAAGUUUCUUGAUUAUGUGACAAGUUUGCAAUAUGACUUUUGUACAGUUUUCAUUUAAGAUUGAAUCAGCACAGAAACUCCACAGAAGCAAUUUGACUGUCACUUUAUUUUGUUUUAACGUUGCUUUUCUUUUUCCUCAUUCUGCUUCUCGGAUGCUGUGGGCAUUUUCUUGCAACCGGGAGGACUUUAUUACCCCAGAAGUAUCAAAGGGUUAUAGUACAGAAGGAGACCAUUUGGCCCAUCCUGCUUGUAUUUGCUUUAAAUGGCCAUCAUUACCAAGGUGCCAGUCUCCUGCUUUCUCCCCAUACCCUUUCACGUUAUUUUAACCAACUAAUCAUCUCGUAAAUGCCUCAAUUGAACCUAUCUUCAUACAAUUCCAGGCAGUGCAUCCCAUGCCCUAACUACUCGCUGAGUGGAAAACAUUUUUCCUCACUUCACUCUUGCUUCUUUUGCGGAUCACUUUGAAUCCAUGCCCUCUUGCUCCUAUUAGAAGCAGGCUGCAGAGCUAUAGCUUUUCUCAUUGCCAGACUGACAUUGUUUGAAAAGUGACUCAGAACCUGCCAACUGUUUCUCCCAUCCAUUCCAAAAUGAAAUGUCUUAUUCCUAACUGUAAGCUCCACUGACAAAUGAUAUCUGAAGGAAAACAACCUGAAAUUAUGGGAGCCCUUGGGCAAGUACUUAUGGUGACUCUAUAGUGGGGAGUCAGUUACACAACCGUCUGAAAUUGCCACUUGGUUUCCACUGUUACCACAACUUCAGAUUUAAUAACACCACCAGUUUGGUACAUAUUUCCACCACUGCACCAAAUCACAAUGGUAUAAUUGAAAACAGGAUAAACUUUCUCUUCCUAAAGAAAAUGGCAGUGAAAUUGAGCAAUGCCAGUAGUUUGACUUUCUUUGGUCAUAUUGUAAACAAGGAACAUUUCAUUCUACUGGUAUGGACACAAUUUCACCCACAAUAAUUCUUUGUCCAGAAAUGGUAAAAUGGUACAUGAUUUAAUGCUUGGCCAUUUGUGGGCCAAUAAUGGUCUUUCAUCUACAAAAUAGUUUGACAUUUUUACCUAAAAUAUUAUAUAAAGUAAUAUCACAGAGUCAGAGUUGUACAGCAUGGAAACAGACCUUUUGGUCCAACUCAUCCAUGCCAGCCAGAUACCCUAAAUUA
Molecule: messenger RNA, 4786 nt
Organism: Chiloscyllium plagiosum (whitespotted bambooshark)
Lineage: Eukaryota; Metazoa; Chordata; Chondrichthyes; Orectolobiformes; Hemiscylliidae
Gene: lsamp
Product: limbic system associated membrane protein
Source: RefSeq, a predicted model, not a curated record